Aedes aegypti (yellow fever mosquito) is the source of this 5063-nucleotide messenger RNA. RefSeq names its product eIF-2-alpha kinase GCN2 (gene Gcn2). The record is from RefSeq and is a predicted model, not a curated record. The coding region runs from base 363 to 4967 and encodes 1534 amino acids. Gene Ontology annotation, biological process: regulation of translational initiation by eIF2 alpha phosphorylation; DNA damage checkpoint signaling. Lineage: Eukaryota; Metazoa; Arthropoda; Insecta; Diptera; Culicidae. The transcript is spliced from 5 exons. Gene Ontology annotation, molecular function: protein binding; eukaryotic translation initiation factor 2alpha kinase activity; ATP binding. Gene Ontology annotation, cellular component: cytosol.
CACGAACGACACGACCAAACACGAAGCAGCUUUGUUGUGAUCUUGAUAUUCGCAGCACAAAACGCACGUCUCCAAGUCGCAAAAUAACAUAAAAUUUUUGCUGGAUAGCGGUAAAUUUCCGUAUGGUGCAAUAUUUUGGCUUUAGUUGAUCAGAAAUUCGAUACCCUAGGCCUUCCCACCGGUCCGUAACUUUUUGUAACAGUAACGAUAUACAAUUAUUGUAGCUAUUAGUUUAAAAGUGUUGUGCAAUCUGCAAGUGCAAGUACGGAAUUCAAUAAUGUUGCAUCGUCAGCAUUGCGCUAAACUGCAGUGCUAGUUGUGGUCCUGCGUGGCAUCCGGACGACCUCCGCGGAAAGUGCGCCAUGGCCGCCGCCAACAAUGGCAAAGAAACCUUUCGAGAACGGCAGGAAACCGAACUGGAGGUGAUCCGUUCCAUUUACGAAACGCAGGUGGAAGACUUGCGGCCAGCCGGAGGGAAAUGGCGUCCACUGGAGGUGCGGCUGAAGCUCACACCGCAGAAAGGCUCUGCCCGGGAGAUUUACGCCCGGACCGAGAUGCGGGUGACCUGCCCCAGGAACUAUCCGAAAUAUCCGCCGAAAAUCGAGCUCGAGAACACAAAGGGCCUGUCGGACAUGCUGGUGCAGGAAUUGCUGGACAUCUUGAAGAAGCAAGCUGACCAGUUGAAGGGUGAGGUAAUGAUUUAUGAGCUGGCAGCUACGGUGGAGGGAUUUCUACAUAAAAACAAUGCUCCACCGAAAGGCAGUUUCUACGAUGAAAUGUUGGCCAAUCAGGAGCGCAUCGCUCGGGAUCGGUUUAACAUCUUGAAAGCUGAGGAGGAUCAGCGCAAGCAGGUGAUUAGAGACGAGCUGCAGAAACGCAAGAGAGAACUUGAUAAGACGAGGAGAGAAUCGAAACAGAGCAUAAAUGAAGCUAGUCCGAUGCAUCGCAGUAUGAGUUCGUCGGACAACAGCGAAGGGAACACCUUUCGAGGACUGGACUCCAUAUGUCUGGAACAUCGAAGGAGUGAGACGUUGUUCUUCAGAGAUGGAAAGAAGGUCGUCAAGGGGUCUUGUUUGGGACACUCGCAGCGUGGAUGUGUUGCUUAUUCGGGUAUAGAUGUUCAAACUGGUCAGCUGCUGUAUCUUACGGAAUGGAACAUUGAUUUGGACAAGGAUGGCAAAACGGUCUCCGGAAAGACUUCGGAUGAAGUUGUGAGCGAACUGGAAAGGCAGAUGGGUAACCUGACCAAUCUAAGGCACAAGAACUUGAUUUCGUACGAGGGAGUGUACUGUAGAGUCGGAAAAGAGGCAAUCGAUGUGUUCGUAGCGCAGGAUUUCAUCCUAGGAACGAGUGUUUUUACAAUCUCUGGAUCGUUGGGUUGGUCCGCAGAGGGAGCCAGUAUGGUUGCAAAAGGUAUUCUGGAAGCUCUCAUUUACCUGCAUAACAAUGGAGUGUCACACGAUAAUCUAUCGGAUUCAUCGGUUUUCAUCGAUAACAGUGGUUCCAUUAGAGUGGCAGACUUCAAACUGAUUGCCUACAUUCAAGAGCUCAUCAAUGGCCAGCAGUGCGUCCGAAGUGAUCUACCAGCGUUGGGGUCCCUAAUUGAAUCCCUUUUCAAUGCUCAUUCCGAAAUGAAGGACUUCAUCGACCGUUGCAAAUCGGAAAGGACCAUUUCUGCGUCCGAUCUUUUGGAGCACCCGUUUCUUCGACCGAUUCUUUUCCAAGAUAUCCCUAGAAAGAAGCAUCAUCCACCACGGGAACCCAAACCAUCCGAGUUGCAGGUGGUAGAUCGAUCCCAUCACUCCAUCCCGGCCUUUAUGAACAAUACAUUAGCCGCAGAAAAAUCUCGCCUGCAGACAGAGUUUGAAGUGCUGUCCUACAUUGGGAAAGGAGCGUAUGGAGAUGUGUUGAAAGUGCGCAACAUCCUGGACAACCGUCAGUACGCAAUCAAGCGGAUAUUGCUGCCAGCCCGAAGUAAGCAGUUCUACAAGAAGAUGACCCGAGAGGUCGAACUGCUGUCCCGACUGAACCACGAGAAUGUGGUUCGAUACUACAACAGCUGGGUCGAAGCGGUAGGCCCAGGUGAAGAACAACAGCACCGUUUGGAAUCGAGCUGCGAUUGGUCGAUCAGUGGAGGAAGUGCUCCGAAGCGUGUGGCUCCCACCAAGGUUAUUAAGAAGAACAAUGAUAAGAACACGGAUUGGGGACUGGACUGUAUGGCGCUGGACUCGAGUAGUAGCGAUGAUGACGACGAUGAUGGUGAUGACAGUUCCGACGGUAUCGAAUUUGUAGACUCGAACGGAGAGGUGGCAACGUAUGCGAGCUUCAGCGAAGGAGUCACGGGGGACAAGGCUCGAGCGGAUAGUGCAGCUGGUGGAGGUCCCGAGGUCUUGUACAUGUACAUCCAGAUGGAGUUUUGCGAGAAGAGUACGUUGAGAACCGCCAUUGACUCUUAUCUUUACGAAGAUGUCGAUCGCGUAUGGCGAUUGUUUAGGGAGAUUGCUGAAGGCCUUAGCCAUAUCCAUCAGCAGGGGAUGAUCCAUCGGGAUUUGAAGCCGGUCAACAUUUUCCUUGAUUCGCGAGAUCAGGUCAAAAUUGGAGACUUUGGUCUUGCCACUACCAGUAUUCUAGCCAUUCAGAAUCAGCAACAAGACCGUAGUCACCAGAUAACUUCACUGGAUAUGGGCAACUCUCUGACCGGCAAGGUGGGCACCGCUCUAUACGUUGCUCCGGAACUAACUGGAAACGCUUCCAAAUCAACAUACAACCAAAAAGUUGACCUCUACUCACUGGGCAUUAUACUGUUCGAAAUGAGUACGCCACCGCUGGUCACGGGAAUGGAACGGGUCAAAACUCUCAUGGAUCUCCGUUCGGAUCCGGUGCGAUUUCCCGGCCAUAUCUUCAACGAAAGCAAAUACUCGCAGCAGAUUCAAGUCAUCCGAUGGCUGUUGAACCACGACCCCGGAAAAAGACCCACCGCUGAGGAGCUUCUAUCCUCAGAGCUCGUUCCACCGAUUCGUCUCGAAGCCGGAGAAAUCCAGGACGUCGUCCGACAUGUCUUGUCCAACCCUCAAUCACGCCACUACAAACACCUGAUAGCCCGGUGCUUCGCUCAGGAAAGCGACACAAUCUGCGAACUCAGCUACCAUCUGGACAUGGUACCGAUAAUCCCUCGAUUCGAUUACGUCAAAUCCAAGAUCAUCGAGUUGUUCAGGAAACAUGGUGCCAUCGAAGUCGUAACUCCCCUACUUACUCCGUAUACCAAAACCAACGCUCGCAACAAUUCAGUUAAACUGAUGACCCAUUCCGGCAGUAUAGUUUCCCUUCCGGACGAUCUCCGAAUCCCAUUCCUACGCCACGUUGCCCUCAACGGAAUCAAAUUCAUCCGCCGCUAUUCGAUUGGACGUGUCUACCGAGAAAAGAAAGUCUUUAACUUCCACCCGAAGCAAGUCUACGAAUGUGCUUUCGAUGUCGUCACCCCGAAUCGCGGCAAUCUCAUCGUCGACGCCGAGCUGCUCUCGAUCGCCAACGAAAUCAUGCGUGAACUCAACCUGCUGGAUCCCUCACGGAACGUGUUCUUUCGAAUCAACCACAUCAGCUUACUUCGUUCGAUUCUGCUGUACUGUAACGUACCGCCGGACAAAUACAAGGAACUCUUCGAAAUAGUGCUGGAUUUCUUCGACGCCAAAAUCUCCAAGUUUCAACUGAUCGCGUCCGUCAGUAGUCAAAUCACCCAACCCGGGGUCAAAGUCAACACCGGCUACUUGUGCGAUGCCCUACAGAACGAAAUGUCCCUGUCGCAACUUAACGGGACUUUGCUGAAAACUCUGAAUAAAGGACGCGGUGAACCAGCUGCUCUGGCGAAGGUGGCUAUUCGCGAGCUGGAAAUGGUCGCUUCCCUGGCACAAGGUCUAGGAGUCCAUAUCCCAAUAGUAGUCUGCCCUGGUUUACCGGUAAACUACGAACGUGCCAAGGGAGGAGGCGUCGUUUGGCAGCUGGUUGGCGAGUUGAAAGCGAAAAAGAAGAAUCCCCUAACGACGAUUGCUGCUGGCGGUCGGUACGACACAAAGCUUGCGGAAUUCCAAAUAUCCGGAAUCAGCAACGGCCUGCAAGUUCCGAAGGUCGAACUCAGCGGUGCUGGAUUCAGCUUCCAUCUGGACAAAUUGGUCUACGCCCUCGGACCAACAGGCGGUUGUGAACCGGUUGAAGUCAUGAUCAGUAUAACCGGUUCUCGUCCUCCUUUGAAAGAAGUCGUCCAAAUAUUGCGUUCCCUUUGGUCCCAUGGCAUCAAAACCGGAAUACUGGAAGGCAUUAUUUCGAUGGAGGAAUCUGCCAAAGAAGUCGGAGCCAACGUGGUGGUAAUGCUCGGUGAAGGAGGAGAAUUGCGAGUUCGUACUUGGAACCACGAUCGCUUCCAAGAGUGUCACGUAACCCGUCCGGAACUGCUGGGCUACAUCCUGAAAAUACUUCGGCCGGACCCAUCGGUCAACGAGGUAACAACCGCCCUCCAGAAUGUGGCCCUCACGAGUUCCACCUCCACCAAAAACGUCCCCUCAUUAGCCACCCAGAGCACGAACAACAGCACCCCUUCGCUGGAUCUCAUUUUUCUCACCGCGGAGAAGGUGAAUACCAACAAGAAACGGCGCUACGAGAAUCAGGUCGAGCAUAAGCUAUCUCCGGUGCUGUCCAAGUUUCAGAAGAAAGAGAAGAUAUCGUUGAUCAUGGUCGAUCUGCCGAAUGCGCCGCUACGUGGAUUGAUCGGGCUGAUUGAUCCGACCGAGUGCAGUAACGACGAAGCGUCGCCUAAUUCGGUUGAGUUGAAGUCCCUGAUUGAACGAUACCCCAAGUACAAACGAAACAUUAUGGAAAUCUACGGCGAGAUCGUGGAUAUUUUCAGUGAAAGUAAAGCCAUGCCGGUGGUUGGAGUGUACAGCGUGGUAGACUCCUUCUGCCGGCUGAUAUUGUAGAUGCCGUGUCCUAACGUUAAAGGUAGGUCUUAUAAGUGUAUACAUGUCGGAUAAAUUUUAAAUAAGAAUAUCGAUAUUUUUCGUUUCAAUGUGAAA